AUGAGACAGCCAAAUCCAUGGGCCCCCCUCCUAGACGAUCUCAUUCUUACUACGCUACGUGUUGGCUUUUCCCCACCUGCUACCAAGGCAGGCAAGGACAAGAACGAGGUUCAUGGUUUGAGCCUUGCUUUUGGUUACAAGCUCGGCGCUCAUCUCUAUGUUAGCUGGGAAGUGAAAAUCCGAAACCGUUCCUCAUCCAUGGUGAAAGCCCCUCUUCAUCAUCCCACAUCUCGAGAGUUGAUUUCUCCCAGUUUCCAGUCCCACAACCCAUUGAGUAGCACGCCAGUACAGGUACCCCGGACAACAAGGACUGAUGAUUAUCCUUGGUUGGACACCACUUCAAUUGUCACCCCGACCAUCAGUGGCAGGGCUCCUUGCAACCCUUGGUGGUAACCCCGGCGAAAGUCGAGACUAGAGAACCCCAGA
Molecule: messenger RNA, 426 nt
Organism: Pyricularia oryzae 70-15
Lineage: Eukaryota; Fungi; Ascomycota; Sordariomycetes; Magnaporthales; Pyriculariaceae
Exons: 6
Coding region: 1-393 (130 amino acids)
Source: RefSeq, a predicted model, not a curated record